Staurois parvus is the source of this 297-nucleotide messenger RNA. The record is from the annotation of a GenBank genome assembly. Lineage: Eukaryota; Metazoa; Chordata; Amphibia; Anura; Ranidae.
UGUAUACAGUAAUGUAUAUCCCCCCUCCCCUGUACUCCAUUAUAGUGAUAUGACAUGUAUACAGUAAUUACUUACUCCUCGAGUCCCCCGUGGCAGUGGAGAGGGUGUCUCCUCACAGCGGAGGAGAGCGGACCUCUCCUGCACCUGUCCCCUCAGCGGUGGUGCCGAGGAAACCGGAACUCUGCUUUACAAUGAGGCUUGGAGUGCAGCCGCUCCAUCAUCUGUGCUCACCGCUAGAGAAUUUCUCCUCGCAUUUGGCGAAUAAUGGGCGAGCGGCUUUUUCAAGCCCUGCCCUCG